Eriocheir sinensis (Chinese mitten crab) is the source of this 5702-nucleotide messenger RNA. RefSeq lists its product as uncharacterized. The transcript is spliced from 9 exons. Gene Ontology annotation, biological process: regulation of Rho protein signal transduction; signal transduction. Lineage: Eukaryota; Metazoa; Arthropoda; Malacostraca; Decapoda; Varunidae. Bases 1206 to 5315 code for a protein of 1369 amino acids. The record is from RefSeq and is a predicted model, not a curated record. Gene Ontology annotation, molecular function: GTPase activator activity.
UGUGAGGCAGGGUGAGGGAGGCUGGUGGUCGGGAGGCGCGGACCGGAGGAGGGAGGCACCCACCACCCGGUCCACGCUCAUUCCUGGCGGGGCCACGAGACCGAGUGAACGCACCGCGCGUACUGUCGACCAGCUUAGACGGUCGAUCACGACGACCAGCUGUCACGCAGGGAACCUUUACCUAUAGUGACGUGUUGUGUGGAUUAGUACAAGAUUACUGUGAAGGAAAGCGUGUGGUGUACUUACUGUUCGUUCCUCAGGGAGUUUGUUCCGGCGAGACUCGGGUGAAGGUGCCAGGCAUGGAAAGUGAAUGGAGUGCCUGGCCCUCGUGGCGCCCUGUCACCCGCCCGCACGCGUAACUAGUGUGACCUCAACACAACCUCACGUAGCACAUGUCGGCGAGAUUGCCUUCCUCCGACUUGUGAAGAUCUCGAGAAGGCUGAAUCACGUGCGCCUCAUCUCACCGUUUGUUUACAUCCGUUGUGUUGCUCGCUGUGUGCAGGUGGAAGCAGUGCACCCAAGGAAGCCCCUGGGGAGGUCUAGAAGACGUCAGCCAUGCCUGUGUAACCAAGAAAGUGAAGCCCCGCAGGUGUAUUGACAGUGUUAAGUUGUAGCGACGACUGCGCCUCAGUGCUCGCCUUAGCCACGAGAGCCGAGCACCUACGAGGCCCUCUUCUCGACUUUACCUUACGAAACCGUGAAGACGCUGCCCAUAGCAUCCCUGUUAGUGUUAGCGUCUGUGACAGUGCGUGUGAGUGCCGACGACGACGCUAGUUCAGCUGUGUUGACUCGGAAAAUAAGGACAGUUUAAGCAAUAUAUUAGCUUGUGUCCAAAGCAUCUCGGUGCUGAACCGAAAGCAAAGUGUAUCUGUGGCCACUGGGUGUUCUAAGUGUCGAAACUAAGUGAAGUGGUGCACCGUGGUUUAUUACUUUACAUCUCUGUGGAUUACUCUGAGCACCUCUUCAACUUUUCUUCAAUACACCAAAAGGUGGAGCGGCUGUCGGAGUACGAGCAGUACUUCGCCUCGUUGCUCGUCGACACCCACCCUGACCACCCCGACCGACACCACCUCGCGUCCCACCAUGAUAGACUCACCCAGCUGGUGAGGCGAGGCGAGGAGGAAGAGAGCGAGGUAGAGAGGAUACAGGAGCUCUUUCCUCAUGACGACCUGCGACUACACGAGAGAGACCCAGUCACCCAGAAGAUGAAAGGGCUCAUGAGGAAGCGGUCGACCACGGCAGCGCGUUUGCAGCGAGCCUUCAGUGCUAAAGGCUUGCGAGGCCCCCACGCAGACAACCAGCACAACAACAACAAAGAUGCGGCCAACAACAACAACAGCAACAAUGGCAGUCCCGGCGGAGGGCUGCCCCCGAACAGAACGCGAGAGGGGCGUCCCAAGAGACAGUUCAUCAUGGAGACGCCGGCCACCUUCACCACCGGCGUCCAGUCCCAGGAGCGGCACCUCUUCCUCUUCAGCGACCUUCUCCUGGUAGCCAAGGCGAGAAGUGGAGGCAACUUCAAACUUAAAGAAAAGGUGCGAGUGUCCGAGAUGUGGCUCUCCUCGUGUCUGGACGACGUGGCGGAGGUGGCCAAGAGUCAGGAAACAAGCUUCGUCAUGGGCUGGCCGACCACCAAUGUCAUCGCCUCCUUCAGCUGUGUAGCAACUAAAGACUUGUGGUAUAACAAGCUGUGCCAGGUGAUCACCGAGGAGCGAGACAAGGAGCCGCCCUCCACCACCAUUCAAGUCACCUACUACGACCCCAUCAACAGCAUCGACUUCAGCAAGACCGUGAGCAUCGGCUCCACCACUACUGCCCAAGAAUGCGUCGCGCUCACCCUCGACCACUUGGAAAUGGGCGGCGCCGACACAUCACAGUUCCAGCUCUGGGUCAAAACUGGGAUGGACGACUCACCCUAUCCUCUCAUCGGCCACGAGUUUCCGUAUGCCAUCAAGAUGAACUGUGUGCGGGACCUGCUGCAGGACUGUGACGCAGAGCAGUGCAACAACCUGUACAAUGCUGAGCUGGUCACUCGCUGCCAGUUCAUCUUGCGGCAGGCACGGAAGCUCUCCUUUGGUUCUCCAGAGGGUAUGAAGAAAGUCUCGAAGAAGGCCCGCAAGUCACCCAUCAGGAUUCACCGGGUCUUCAAGAGAGCCAACAGCAAGGGAGAGUCUCUGGACGGCAGUGUCAGCUCCUGCACCGGCGCCCUGUACGGCCAGUCGCUGAAGAAGCUGGUCGAGGCUGACAACAUGCUGCCAAAACCCGUCAUGGACAUGCUGACUCAGUUGUUCCUGAAGGGGCCCUUCACCGUCGGGAUCUUCCGCAAGUCUGCCAACGCUCGAUUGGUGCGGGAGCUGAGGGAAAAGCUGGACUCAAACGAUGCAGAUGGACACGUUGACCUGGAGAACAUCCACAUCACAGCAGUGGCAUCACUUCUCAAAGACUUCCUGCGGUCCAUGCCCGACUGUCUACUGAUAGCUGACUUCUAUGAAGAGUGGCUUGAGCUUUCCCUUAUCAGUGGAUUGAGAGAGCGCAUCUCACACACUUUGUUGCUGUGUUCUCGCCUCCCUCGUGCUCACCUCCUCCUCCUUCAGCACUUCCUGUGUGUUCUGCAUCACAUUACACGCCGAGCAUCUGAAAACAUGAUGUCUGCCUCUAACCUGGCAGUGUGUGUGGGACCAUCUAUCUUGUGGCCUUCUUCCCCAACCCUUGCACUCAGUCCAGAGGCCUCCAAGCAAGUGCCAGCAGUAGUUGAGUUUCUCAUUGAACGGUGUGGUGAUAUAUUUGGUAAAGACAUUCUUCAUUUACUGGGUGAGCCCCCAGAAAGGGAUCCUAUGAGGCAAGACAGUGGAGCAGAGGAAUCAGACAGUUUGCACAGCCUCCACAGUGGCCACAGCCUCCACAGCUCGGGUGGCAUGAGGAGGGACGACAGCAGCAUUGACUCAUUAGAACGAGAACUUAUUCAAGAAGGUGAACUCUCUCCAUUGCCUCGUAAGGACAAAAUGUCCCUAACAAAUCUGAGCCGUGAUUCAGGGCUGACAAUGAGUGAUUCGCAGUUGUAUACUCCUGAUGAAGAAGAGAGUGAAUCCACCAGCUCUGGACAUUCAGGGGCAGACAAAAGUGUCAGUAACUACAGCAGUGGUGGCCAUUCUGAACGAUCCGGUGAACGCUUCCAACACUACACAGCUCCGAAUAACCCUAAUGCAAUAUAUGCUUCUGUAUAUCGCCGACCUGACAAGACACCAGUAGGAUAUGAUGAUCCAGAAAACUACUAUGCUGCCCCUAGUAGGGAGCAUGCUAGGAUACAGAUUACUUAUUCUACCCCAGGUUAUUCCCAUGGUGGCUCGGGUCAAGGGAAAGAAUACACCAGAGUGUACCAAAGCCGGCAGGACCGCAUGAGUGAUGUCUACAGGAAAGGUCAGGAGGAAGACUCUAUAUACAGUGUUCCCCCAGGUGCUGCAGGCACCAUGAUCAACCCUCCACCCUUUGUUGUCAACUCCAACUUCCAGCGUCAUGAUUGGAUGCGGCGGCGAUCAAAUCUACGCAAGGUGUCACGAUCAAGCAGUGGUGAUGGGAGCCUGGUGAGGUCAAACUCAGAAGAGUCUCUUCUAAAUAAAUAUAAUGGCCUGGAGUAUGGCAUAUCCUUAGGUCCCAGUAGCGUGGGCAACAAGCGACCGGCACAACAUGCGAAAGGUCGGGCCCCACCGCCCCCUCCUGAUGAAGAUGAGGACAUGGGUGGAGGUCGGGAGUCCCCAAUUCGAAGAUCAAAAUCUGCUCACUACUUAACAGAACCUUCCCGGGAUGAGCGUUUGGGACGCUCUCCAGACAACACCCCAGCUGUGUCCCGCUCUUCCUCUCACGAUGCUGUUUCCUGGCAGCGCUCCCGGUCUACACCCCAAAUACAUGAUGAGGCGGACCGCUCCUAUGACUCAUCUACCUUGAGUGAUGAUGAUUCAACACCACAUGUCUCAAGAUCAAACUCAAGAGGAAAAGAAUACGGUGGAGGAGGUCUUAAUGCUUGGGAUGGGGAAGCUGUUUAUGGCACUGAGCAUACUCCCUCUGACUCUGGCGAGUCUCAUAACUCCCGUAACUCCUCCUUCAAAAGUGAGAGGACGGGAAGCAUGUGUACAGUUGUAUCUGCUGGCAGCACCUCCACUCUUGCCUCCAACCCCCCAUCCUAUGAAGAGGCUCUCACCCGACGUUCCCUUAUGUAUCGUGGAGGACAACAGCAACCGCCGAUGCAAGGGUCUCCUUCAGGAAGAGAAGGUCACUUCAAUGAAUAUGCCAUACGUGAGGAAAAGAUAAAGUCUGCAAGAGCCAAGCAACUAUAUGAAGAGUCACUAAGAAUAUACCAAGAAGAGAACACAUACCCCGGGGACUUGGUACGUGCCUCCCCUGCUCAGGCGGAAGACAGUGAUGAGUAUGAGAGACCACCACCACUACCACCCAAGUCCGAGCCACCACCUCUGCCCCCUAAACAGAGAGGAAGCCGCAGAGUGAGUGAUGGACUUGGGCGACUCAAACACUUGCCUCCUGUUCAUGUUGAAACCCACGCUCGCAAAUCCCGGUCAGUUUCUUCCUUACCCACGUCUUAUGGAUGUGACCCACCCUACCACAAAACAAUCAUAUACACAGAUGACAGCCCCCCCUCACUGCCCCCAAAAGAACGUACUGUAAUUGAAAUUGAGUCUGCUUAUUCCCAAGUACCAGAGUCACGAGUGAGGCAGACAACCAGCAGAGCCGUGUCUCCUCCCAGAGUGGAGAAAAAAAGCAUUGAAACACAAACAGAUGAUUAUGACUUGGAUGAUGAUGUCAAGGAUGAAGGUAUUCAGACAUCAGGCUCAUGGGCACAAGAUUCACAUGUGACCUCCGUCUCUGUCCCCGAUACUAAUGCACAUAACGAAAAGAGACGUAGCAGAGCACGAAGAAGAGACUCCUCAACAUCUCAUCGCAGCAAGAGUGUCCCCUCCCGAGACUCUUGUCCUGUGCAGCAGCCUGAGUCUGAUGGUGGGGAGGAGGAAGAAUGGGAUUAUCACACCACUCCUUCCCUGCAAGAUUUUUCAGGCCAUGCAGCACUCAGAGACCUUCGGCAGCUGGACCCUGACAUAAGGCAAGAAAUCAGCUGGUCAGUGUCGCAGCUGAGAGCAAUCUUCGGAGAAACCUUGAAGGGAGCAAAAGUUCAUCCUCCUCCUUACCGCCCCCCACCUUCAGCCCACCGCGCCCCGAUUACCUCCUAUCACCUUGGGGCGGGAGAUUCCUUUACCUCAAGAAAGUCACGUCCUCACUCGAGCUAUGGCGAAGAGUCUUACGUCUAGUGGGGAGGGUCCUUCAGCCUCAUAUCUGCCCACCGCGCUUUAUUCCCUCAGCGGCCACACUACCUGCCUUCAUUGCCGCCACUAACACUGCAGACUCUCUGUUAGAUUACUCCUCUAACGUACUAAAUGCUCAAGAUGAUCAUAAGCUUUUGUAAGUAUGUGUAUAUAUAUAUUUUGUACAGAGUUACACUCGCUAAGUCAUAAAAGUAAGGCCUCAUAUGAUUAUCAUAUCGGAGGGGUGGAGUAAAUGGAGGAGUCUGGCAACAAACAUUUCCAUUCGCUCCUCUCUGUCUCCAGUCCACGUCACCAAACCUUUUGUAAAAUAUUAAUACUAACUAUACUAUUAUUGUUUAUAUGUUGUUAAUAAAAUCGGAGAUAUAUGUGAAA